AUGUGUCAUUUCGUGCUAAUUCCACUUCUUUAUUCAAAUCGUCCGAUUAUUCGUCUUAGUUUGAUCUUAUUCUGUGACAGUUAUCGUCGUCUUUUUCAGUUUGUCAAUGAUGUCCAUGGAAUUGCUUUUAUUACCAAUCAUACAGAAAAAAUCUCGUCAAAGCUAAAAGCAAAUGACGAAAUCAUUAUUGCCGGUGUAUUUAUUAAGCCCGUGAUGUAUGUUGAUCUACUGGAAGACGAGGAAAACAUUCCAUUCCAUCUUAAAAUCGUCGACAAUAUGAUUACCUAUAACAAUAAGAGAAGAACUGUUUGGUUCAAUGAAGUACAAGUACUCUCCAAAAUACUUGUUAAUUCAUCAUUUCUCAUCACUAUUUUUCUCACUGCACGCGAUGUGUUCAAUGUAACUUUCAACGGACAAGUACUUUUUCACAUAAAUAAACGUGCGUCGAUGUCCAAUGCGAGUCAAUUUCGUAUCUAUGGAAAUAUUACACUCAGGUUAGCCAGAGUGAUUCAUGCACAAGAAGAGAAAGAUAAUUCAAUGAAGAUUACAAUCAUUAUUGGUAUAGUUAUUACAUCAACUUUAAUCAUUAUUACCGGACUGGGAGUUUUCUUGAUAUUACGACGACAUAGUUCGAAUUCCAAAGCGAAAGACAGAUCAACCAAUGACGAAGACUCCGUCAUCGAAAGUCUAGGAAGUUUUCGAAGUGAAAAACAAGAUCAAUCGCAUGUGACAUAUUUAGCAAGCAAUGCAUUUCUUUCUUAG
This is a messenger RNA of Adineta ricciae, 762 nucleotides long. The record is from the annotation of a GenBank genome assembly. NCBI's taxonomy places the organism in Eukaryota, Metazoa, Rotifera, Eurotatoria, Adinetida, Adinetidae.